Molecule: messenger RNA, 1613 nt
Organism: Eufriesea mexicana
Lineage: Eukaryota; Metazoa; Arthropoda; Insecta; Hymenoptera; Apidae
Gene: DNApol-epsilon58
Product: DNA polymerase epsilon subunit 2
Exons: 4
Coding region: 42-1613 (523 amino acids)
Biological process (GO): error-prone translesion synthesis; DNA-templated DNA replication
Cellular component (GO): epsilon DNA polymerase complex
Molecular function (GO): DNA binding
Source: RefSeq, a predicted model, not a curated record
ACUAACUUGAAGUGUUUCAAAUUCCAUCAAUAUCAGUAAAUAUGCCUGAUGAAAAAUUAAUAAAAACGGUACAAAGUACUUUCUCUUUAUAUGGACUUGUACUUUCGAGGAAACUUAGUAUCUCAUUAAGUAAGGAACUCCUUAAUGUAGAAGAAGAUGAACGGGAAAGUUGGCUUACACAAAUAGUGGAACAAGUCUUGGCACAAAAUUUAGUUGAUCCACAUGUAACUGUUGAAAAUCUGAGUACAGCAAUAAAGGAAUGUAUAAAACCCAAUACAUUGCAAGAAACAGAAACAAUAGUAAAUGUUAUAAAUGCAUUUGAUGUGCCUAGAAUCAAAUAUGACUUAUACAAGAAAAAAUUUCUUUUGGAAAAUAUAACACCAGAUUUAUAUGCUGAAGCACAAUACAAAUCAACUAUUUUUAAAGAUAGAUUUGAGUUACUUUGGUAUAGAACUUUAAGACAUCAAUUAUUUACUCCUCCAAAACUUGGUGAAAGAAAAGAAACUUGGAUUGAAUUAGUACCAAUUGAACAUCUGUUAAGUGAAAGUAAAACAGGAAAUGUUUAUGUAAUGGGUCUUCUAACUCAAUUAACAGAGGGUCAGUACUAUUUAGAAGAUACAGGUGGAUCUAUAAAAGUUAAUCUACAGAAAGCAAAUUUUCAAGAUGGUUUGGUCAUGGACUCUUCUAUUGUAAUAGCUAAUGGGGAUUUCCAAGAUGGUAUUUUAAACGUGGAAAAUUUAGGUUUUCCACCAGCAGAAUCAUCUAGCAAUGCACGAGUAGAUUUUGGCAAUGCUAAUACAUUUGGUGGUUCACAUAAUCUUUCUUUAAAACUUUCUGAAAAACUAAAGAGUUAUGAAGAAAGGAAUAAAGAUGGAAUGAUUAUUUUUAUAUCUGAGAUGUGGUUAGAUGAUGCAGUUGUUUUACACAAAUUUAGAACUAUGUUAGAAGGAUAUUCUGAAUAUCCACCUAUAGCUUUUGUUUUAUGUGGACAUUUUUUAAGUUUUCCUGUAAAUAUAUCAAGUGGUCAAAAAUUGGAAGAGGGGCUUAAAGCUCUUGCUGAUAUAAUAAUGCUCUAUCCAGAUAUACAACAAGUUUCCAAAUUUAUUUUUGUACCUGCACUAAAUGAUAUUGGAUCUCCGAAGAUUUUGCCGAGAUCUCCACUUCCGAAGCAUCUCACAGAAGAUUUUGAAAAAAAUAUACCUGGAGCAAUAUUUACAACUAAUCCAUGUAGAAUUCAGUAUUGUACAAAAGAAAUUGUAAUAUUAAGGGAAGAUAUUUUGACAAAGAUGUGUAGGAAUACACUUCACUUUCCAAAUGAAGGCAAUAUUUAUGAUCAUUAUGCUAAAUCAAUUAUUUGUCAAUCUCAUUUGACUCCUUUAAGUCUUUCGGUGAUACCAAUAUAUUGGAAGUACAAUCAAGCAUUACAAAUAUAUCCUACUCCGGAUCUCAUUGUAGCUGCAGAUAAAUUUGAAGCGUAUGAAAGUAUUUACUCUAACUGUCAUAUAAUUAACCCUGGAUUAUUUCCAAAGAACGAUCAUUCGUUUAAAGUAUAUGUUCCGGCAUUAAAUUUAAUUGAACAUUGUGCUAUUCCCAAAGAUAUAGAUGGUGUUUGA